Molecule: messenger RNA, 630 nt
Organism: Toxotes jaculatrix (banded archerfish)
Lineage: Eukaryota; Metazoa; Chordata; Actinopteri; Toxotidae
Gene: ubald2
Product: UBA-like domain containing 2
Exons: 3
Coding region: 14-523 (169 amino acids)
Molecular function (GO): protein binding
Source: RefSeq, a predicted model, not a curated record
GUGGAAAGCGGCCAUGUCUGUGAAUAUGGACGAACUCAGGCAUCAGGUGAUGAUCAAUCAGUUUGUUUUGACGGCCGGCUGCGCCGCGGAUCAGGCGAAGCAGCUUCUCCAGGCGGCCCACUGGCAGUUUGAGACGGCUUUAAGCUCCUUUUUCCAGGAGGCGAACAUCCCCAGUCACCACCACCAGAUGAUGUGUACUCCCAGAAACACUCCCGCCACACCGCCCAACUUCCCCGACGCCAUCACCAUGUUCUCCAAACUGCGGGCAUCUGAGUGCAGCUCCGGCGCCGGCAGCGGCCCCUCCCAGGUGUCCAUGGCCUGCUCCCCCCCGGGUUUCAGCUCCUUCUGGGCUUCCUCGCCACCCAGCCAGCAGCCGGUCUGGCUGCCCUCCUCGUCGCCCACCGGCCACCACGUGCACCACCACCAUUACCACAUGCAACAGACUCCCAUGUGGCCCCCUGUGUCUCAGUCCAGCGGCUCCCAGCAGCCCCCCGUCGUAUCGGCGCUCCACGGCCAGAGAUGAGACUGUGCAGUGGGGCUGCGACAGGGAGGGAGGGAGGCCUGGGCGGCCGGUUCACGUGUAGCCAAAUGAAUCUGUUUUGGGAGCAGGAGGGUGGGGGGGGUCAUCAG